AUGGCACUGCGGCGCCGCGCCGCAGCGGCCCCUCUUGACUUCCGAUUCCACCGACCGGAUGCCUUGGCCAAGCUGUGCCGCUACCUGUCCCUGGCCCUGCUGUGCCUCGCGGCAUUUGCUGACCACCUCCUGCGGGCCCUGCGCCCUGUGCUGGUGGUGCUUGCUGCGGGUCGAUUCCGCGAACGGAAGACUGGAUGCGCUACCGCGGGCUCUCGCGGCGUGAAGCCCAAGCCGCCGCGGGUGGCGUCGAUCGUGGUGGCAGAGACGCGCGAGGAGCGCAUCUCUUGGGCCAGGAUUGCGGACUUGAUCGUCUGGUGCGGACAGGCGGGGAUGAGAUACGUGUUCGUCUACGAUCCCAGAGGUCUGGCAAAGGAAAAUCCAGAGGGUAUUGCUGGCGCUCUGAAAAUCGCAAACAAGCAGGGAGGGUGGGACAUCAGAUGGACAUUUGGAUGGGACACGCACCAAAGUAUCCUAAAGCCUGAUGGAGUUUUCAUCGCCCAGAACGGCCAAUCGAUUGAUAAGGAACUGCGUGAUCAUGGAAAGCAACACGUUAUUCCCCAAGACCACUUAGUUCUGCACAUCCUCUCUCGCCAGGACUCGGUAGCUCCUGUUCUGAAGGCUGUGAUGCACUCAAGAAGUGCAUCAGAGGAUGCACCCCCACUGUGUGACUCAGCUGAUAGUCUUGAGCUUCCGCACAGGGCUGAAGCAUCAAUUGGCUAUUGUCUGCAUGUGCGCGCAGACUCCAACAAUGCGCUCUUGCAACAGCCCCAGGAUCGUAGCAUGGGUUCUGGACAUACAGAAGAUGCCGCUGCCCUUCCCUCUCAGGUAUGUCUGGAGGAAACAAGUCCCAAAACAGUGCAGCAUUCAAACAGCAGCACAAAUGCACCACGGAGUGCACUGAAGCCUCACUUGUUGAGGUCACAAAUACAGGAAACUGUCUGCGAAUCGGCAGUCCUGGAGCCAGAGAUCAUGUUCGUGGUGGGAGGUGCCUUGUCUCUGUCUGGCUGCCCGCCCUGGCAUGCGCGGUUCAGUGAGAUAUACUAUCUUGGGGCACUGACAGGCAUCACAAAGAAGAAUUUUGAGAGUGCGCUCAGCAGAUACAUGGGGACUGAGCAGCGAUUCGGUGUAUAG
Ostreobium quekettii is the source of this 1131-nucleotide messenger RNA. The record is from the annotation of a GenBank genome assembly. Lineage: Eukaryota; Viridiplantae; Chlorophyta; Ulvophyceae; Bryopsidales; Ostreobiaceae.